Messenger RNA from Pseudomyrmex gracilis, 2380 nucleotides. Its product is annotated as poly(U)-specific endoribonuclease homolog. The transcript is spliced from 6 exons. NCBI's taxonomy places the organism in Eukaryota, Metazoa, Arthropoda, Insecta, Hymenoptera, Formicidae. Bases 205 to 2043 code for a protein of 612 amino acids. Gene Ontology annotation, molecular function: RNA endonuclease activity. The record is from RefSeq and is a predicted model, not a curated record.
CUCAAUGUUACGGACGAUGGUCAACUUGCGUCUAGACCGUUCGAGCAUAAGGUCGACCGCUGCAGUAGCACGUCAACUGCGUGAGCAAACUGUGCGUGUUCAAUACCUCGAGAGUCUUUUAGCCGAGAUCGACAUAACAAUUCGAGAGAGAGACACGAAAAGAGACAAAAGCCAAAAAUAAAAAAGAGGAGGACGACAUCAGAUAUGAGAAUCAGGACAUUCCUGAUCACCGCGGUUGUGCUCUUGUUCAUCUUCGCGGACACAGAUGGUCGUAGGAGCCUCAGUGGACGACGAAGCGGCAGCGGAGGAUGGACUUCUCGCAGCCGAACAGGAUCCAAAACAACGCCGCGAACAACGUCAGGCUCGAAUCAGAGUAAAAUAGGAUGGAACGUGCCGUCGAACACCAACACCAAAACAACCGGCACCAAUAAUGCCGCCAAACCAUCGGCUCCGGAACAUGUUUCGAAGACGAGCGCGACCAAUGUGCAAUCGGGAUACAAUCCAACGAAUAACCAGCCGCCACCGUACAGCCCAUCGGGCGGAUACCCGCGGCAGUCCGCUAGCAAUCCUUACGCCAGUCCAGGUUACAAUCAGGGAUAUCCGUCUUCUAACCAGAAUCCUUCGUAUCCUGGGUAUGGCGGUCACUCGCCUUACGGUCAAGCCUACAACCCGUCUAUGCACCAUAACGCGCCGCCGGCGUACAGUCCUUACGGCGGCGGUUUCGGUCAACCGUCCUACGGUCAUCAGCCGUCCUACGGUCAACCGGCCUACUCUCAGCCGUCCUACGCUCAGCCGUCCUAUGUUCAACCGGCUAUCGCUCAGGCACCGGCGCUCACUGUGCUGCAACCGAGCCGACCUGGUAUCGGUCAGCUGGCCAAGGAAGCGUUAGUUUACUCUAGCGUGAGCGCGGGCGUGAGCGCGGCCGUGAACAGAUUAUUGCCGGGCGGUAUUUACGGUACAAGAAGCAGCGGUAGUGGCGGUGGCGGCGGUAACACCGAAAUUACAUACAACAAUUACUACUACAAUCAGUCCAAUCCCAACGGAGAAGCUGCGCCCGCAGCUGCACCCGCGAGUAAUCCUGGCGCAGCUGCUGCUCCCGCAGCAGCACCAGCAGCAGCACCAGCAGCAGCUCCGGCGGCUCCGGCACCGCCGCCAGCCGAAGGAGAGAAGAAAGCUGAGGCUAGUUCACCCAGCAAUGCCAAUCCUCAGCAACAGACUCCAAGCCAGCCGAAUUAUCCGAUUUCGAACGACGAGGUGAAGAAACUGACCGACAGUCUCUUCGAAGUAGACAAGAACAACGCGUACAAAUACAUCACCGUGAACCUGCAGGGUGAGACGAAGGAAGACAGCACCUCGGACGACGCUUCUUCGCCUUUACUCGAUGUCAAAUCCGAAGCGUACGAAAUUCCGACGAUUAAGAGCGUGCUGGCGCUGCACGACAAUUACGAGAUAGACGUCAAGACGAAGGAGAUCGUCACGCCCGAGGAACGCAAGGAGGAAGCCGAGCUGCUCGACAAGUUCAUGGAAACCGACGUGUUCAAGACAACGAUGAAGUUCCUGGCCGACAAGGGAUACGUUCCGAACGACGAGUACGAAUUCAAAGACACGCUAAAACGCAUGUGGUUCUCGCAGUUCCAGCGAGUCGAGGGAGAGCCGUCCAGUUCCGGCUUCGAGGCGGUGUUCUUGGCGGAGAAACUUGAUUCCUACAUGAUCGGUCCUCAAAAUUGGAUUUACUACGCCAAGCAGGAAGCGCAAAAGAACCUUGAUUACCGUGGCUACAUCAAGGACAUAAAACUUGGUGAUAAAGGCGAGGCUAUCAAGAUACGUUCGGCGUUUAAUAUACCCGACACAAAGCAUUCAGUUACGACUCUUCUCGUGGGUCUCUCACCCGAACUGGAGAUGGCUCUUUACACCGUGUGCUUCUACGUUCGUCCGAACGACGUUUGUCCGAUCUCGUUAGGCGGAAAGGACAUUAAUUUAGUCUCUACCAGAUUUAACUACUUCGGCAAAGAUAUUCUGAUCGCCGGUUUUAUCGCGGGUUAAAAUUUUAGAUUGGUUUCGAAAUUUUCAAAUAUUUCAAAUAUUCUAUAUGUAAAAAAUAAACAAACAUUUAAGAAGAUACUCAGCGGGUUCAUCCUGAACCUUCGCGUGUCAAGAUAACUCAUAGAGAAUAAAACAUAUAUUUAUGUAGAUAUAAUAUAAUCCAUCGUUUUAAUAUUAAUCUGUCCUCACAGCUUGACGUAAAACAAUGUGUUUCUAUGUCUGUCUUCUGUGUAAGUCGAACAUAAAUGUACAAAUGUGCAACCGUUGAGUGACUGCGCGCAAAAUCUCCGAUCACUUAUUAUUAAAUUUGUAAUAAAAAAAAAACAACGGAAAAAAG